AAAAAGAAAUGCAGACCGGGGGGAUUUCUUAUAGGGCAGCACAACCAGAACCUAACUUGUUACGGUUUAAAGUAUCCGAUUCUUCUCGCCGUGUUUUAUUUAUCCUCGAUUGGAAGAUGACCACAGCCGUGGUGUCGCCUUUCUUCGACUUUAGCGAAGUGAUCAACAACAAGAACAAAAUGCUGAACUUCAAUAAUAACAUCCUCAGUACUCCACACCCUGACUCUGUCCCUUGCACGGGGCCAAGUCUGCCCAUCUCCAACCCCACUGGGUGCCUGCUGGACAGGAAGGCUGUGGGGACACCCUCAACUAUUGGGGUUUACCAGCGCCGGCAUUCCGUCACUUCGGCUAGCAACAAACUCAACCAAAACCAGUUCUUGAACAUUGCUAACGCAGAUCCAUCCCUGCUCGGCUCAGGGAUGGGAACCACCGGUAGCAGCAACAAAGAGAACCGACUUCGAGACCGCUCGUUCUCGGAGACAGGGGAUCGCCUGCUACAGAAGUGUUUGGGCCCUGGAGGCCCCAACAGCCAGGUCAACUCAAGCCGUUACAAGACAGAGUUAUGCAGGCCAUUCGAGGAGAAUGGCACCUGCAAGUACGGUGACAAGUGCCAGUUUGCCCAUGGCAUUCAUGAGUUGCGCAGCCUAAGCCGCCAUCCUAAGUACAAGACCGAGCUGUGCCGCACAUUCCACACCAUCGGCUUCUGCCCCUAUGGCCCACGCUGCCACUUCAUCCACAAUGCGGAAGAGCGCCGUGGACCUCCACCAACCCCGUCCCCCCUUUCGUCCUCCAAUAAGAUGGAGAGGCCACGGCUGCAACACAGCUACAGCUUUGCGGGGUUCCCCAGCUCUGAAGGCUUGAGGAACAGCCCCACCUCCGUCACCCCUCCACCUAUAUUUUCCCCAGACGAUCUGCCUGAGUGGCCUAGCAGCAACCCCUUUACGUAUUCCAGCCAGGAGCUGGCCAACUUCUUCAGUCCCAGCCAGGGCAACGCACCUUUAUCCUGCUCCGACCCUUGCACCCAGGCGCCACCUUCCCCGACAACCCCUUACUACUUCAGGGCCAUGUCAGAGUCUCCCCAACUCUAUGAGUCUCCAUCCAGUCAGCCAGACUCACUUUCUGACCAAGAGGGCUACCAGAGCAGCUCGAGCGGAAGUCUGAGCGGCUCCGAGUCUCCCAUCCUUGACACCACCCGCCGACUGCCCAUCUUCAGCAGGCUUUCCAUCUCUGAUGACUAAAGCACAUUGAGCCAGACCCCAUCCCCCUUUUCCACUGCAUGCAGCAGUCUUGUGCAGAGAGGAUGAGAUGCUAGCACCUCUCACCAUUUCUCUGGCACCCUAGAAGCCGUACACUUCCCUCCUUGUAUCACCUCCGCUCUGAAACCGAUGCAGUGAAUUAAGGGAUCUUUCUCUUUUUGAAUACUCUUUUUAACCAGAACAAGCUAAAACUCUCCCGGCCUCAAGGCUCUUCUGUUUUCCGGGCCUCGUCUUGCAGAGCCCCUGCUAUGUUCUUGGUGUGACUGUGCCAAACACGCAGAGUAGGAAGUGGAUUAGCAAAAUGCUAAUCGUGAGAGGUAUGAGACCGUUGUGCCAGGUGCCACAGCUGCAGUCAAGUGUAGCGGAGCCAGUGGCACGGUUAUGGGAGAGAUCUGUGCCCAUCCCCCUCACAAAUUACCACUCUUCUCAAGGACACACUUUCAUAACUAACUAAAGCUCACAAGUGUCAUGCUUGGACCUUUCACAACUGUCUUUGUAGACCAGCUUAAAGCAAAAAGAGGAAAAGAAUAUGAAAAGAAAAAAAAAGACAAGUGCCUGGGGUUAAGUGUUGGGGUCAAUGGACCACAGUUUCUUUUAUCUUUCCUUUUUUUUUUUUCGUUCCUCGUGGCCUGAUUAUGUAGCUCUUGUUUUGAGUGUGUGCUCUCCCUCCCUUGAAAUUGCAGAUUACACCAGUCUGCAGGAAGGACUUCUCUCAUAAGGGUUGAAUGAGAAUGGAGCUCUGGAAUAUUUCAGGCACAUUCAAAUGUUCAGUCAGGUGCUGUCUGUUCCGUGUCUCGCCUACAGCCAGCACAAACCCCUGAGAUGGGAUGUCUCCACUCGAAAAUGAACAAUUCCUUAACCGUUUCCUUUUUGUUGUUGUUGUUGCUGUUAGUGCCCCUUUUCCCCAUUAGUUGCUGGUUACUUAAAGUUUGUUGGGAAGGGAAUCUUGUUAUUAAACCUUGAGACAAACUCUUUCUUCUGUCCCACCUCAAAACGCCACCUUCUCUCGGGCAAAUCCGCAAACAGAGGGAGAAUUCCAUCAUUCCCAAGGUGCAGUUCAACCUCCUCCAGCUUCACUAUAGUUCUUCAUGCAAGCACCCCCCCCCAACCCCACCGUGUAGAUUCUGCUCAGAGGAGCACUUUGUAAUUUCAUCAUCUUUCCACCUCUUGGUUUUUAUUUUUAUUUUUUAUUAUGGUUAUUGUUUAUUAUUAUUAUUAUUAUUAUUAUUAUUAUUAUGGUUAUAUUAUUGUUAUUGUUUGAAAACCUUUCAGAACAGAAGGGUUUGCUUGUCACUGCUUAUUUAACUUAUCAAAACAUAUUUAUUGGUGAUCAUAUGCAUUUUUUGUUAAUUUUGUUUGUAUUUAUCUUGAUAAUGAAACGAUAGAAUAUAUUUUCUUUUAUGUUAAAUUAUGAUCUUCUGUAUUAAUCUUAAGAUUGUGAAGACUUGUCCGCUUUCUUUUUUCACAGUUUAAUAUAUUGUACUACAAUGACUUUUGUUGGCAACUACACUUAAAUGAAACUUAAUUUAAAGCAAAAAAGCAAAAACAAAAAAAUCCUCUGCAUUUUGAUUUAUUUAUUGUAGAUUUAUUGUCAUUCCCUUUUCUCGAAUAAUUGACUGCAAAAUCAGUACCAACUACAAAAUCAACUACCAUACAACAAUUCCUUGACUCACAGGAGUGUCAGAAGUUAUCCCACAAUUUAAGGUAUUUUUAUUUUUAGGUGAGCUUAGGCCCCACUUGUAGCAAUUUAUGUGGCAGUGAAAAAUCUUGCUUUUCAAACGGUGAAUUUUUAUUGUGAAAAACAAACUUGGAUUACCAAUCCAGUUUACUGAAUGCCUGAGCCUGAUGAUAGAUUUGAUCUAUGGAACAAAUAAUUUUUUUUUUUUUUUUUUUAAACAAGUUGAUCUAAGAUACAAAAGUUUAGUGGCCUUAAAACGCAUGCAACACAUUUUAAAUACCACCAUGAAGUGUUUUUUUUUUUUUUUUUUUUUUUUUUUUUUUAUGUUCAUAAAGGUUUAAUGAUGUAAUAAACCUCCAGUGUUAAAACAGUUUAUUUGGUUUAUGGUGGUGGACAUGAUGAAAGGCAGGCAAUAAUUGUGACCUAAUGAGUUGAAGUUCUGUUGUCUUUGGACAUUUGGAGCUUUUGGCCUAUAUGUAAAGUGCCUCUUUUACACAUUCCAAGAGCAAGCAUUCUUUGCCUUAAAUAAAGCCGGGAUGCUUUUUUUUAAUGACUUACUGCUUGUAUCCUCAGUGGUUUAAGCAAUGAUUGUCCAAGUUGGUUAACAGUAUAGACACAAAGAAAGUAUCUGAAGAGUUGAAUGUAUUUUGUUUUCAUAUAAACAGCUAUUGUUGUUCACUACAGUAAUUUUUAUGAGUUUAUAUAAGAUUGAUCUCUCUUUUGUAAUGACUGAUUGCAGUUAAAACCAAUAAAAACCCAUAUUUUUCAGAAAAUAAA
Cyprinus carpio (common carp) is the source of this 3711-nucleotide messenger RNA. Its product is annotated as mRNA decay activator protein ZFP36L1-like. NCBI's taxonomy places the organism in Eukaryota, Metazoa, Chordata, Actinopteri, Cypriniformes, Cyprinidae. The record is from RefSeq and is a predicted model, not a curated record. Gene Ontology annotation, molecular function: metal ion binding; mRNA binding.